Photinus pyralis (common eastern firefly) is the source of this 1061-nucleotide messenger RNA. RefSeq names its product serine hydrolase-like protein. NCBI's taxonomy places the organism in Eukaryota, Metazoa, Arthropoda, Insecta, Coleoptera, Lampyridae. The record is from RefSeq and is a predicted model, not a curated record. The transcript has 3 exons. Bases 153 to 1037 code for a protein of 294 amino acids.
AUGAAGAGGGGCUGAAGAAAUUGAACCCGACGUUGGUGAUUAGAUUUCUAUAUCAUUUCUUGCCAACAGUAGGAUAUCCAGUGAUUUUAAACAUAUAAAGAUGCUAAAUAUUGGAAAAGACGAUUUCUAUACUUGGUGCAGUUAUUCAGAGAAUGUGCUCAACUGAAAUAAAGAUUCCGGUUCCUUGGGGGUAUAUAGCAGCUCAGGUAUGGGGAAAUGAAGCUAAUCCCAAGAUAUUGAUGUUGCACGGUCUAUUUGAUAACUCAGAAUCGUUCAGUGGAUUGGCACCUUUGUUACCAAGCUCGUACUGUUACAUAGCCUUAGACCUUCCUGGUCACGGUAGAUCGACACAUUUUCCGAAAACUACGGCUUCGAAUUUCCUGGAUUAUGUGAUCGCUCUUCGCUUGACUAUUCGUUUCUUAACGGAAAGUGCACUUACUAUUAUAGGUCACAGUUUUGGUAGCAAGCUUGCCGCGGUAUAUUCACAGUUGUACCCCAACGAAAUUUCACGAUUGGUCUUAAUUGACCCCAGUUAUUUGACUUAUCGUCCCAUUAAAGCAUUUAGAAAUGAUUACAGAAAUUACAUGAAACAAGCGUGUAAUUUACUGCAAGAAACCAAAACGACCUCAACGCAAUCGUAUGAGAAGGGAUUUCAAAACUUUAUGCGUAAACGAUUAUACGGAGGGAUGACCAGACAAGCAGCCGAAAAACUGUACAAGCGUAGCAUUAUUGAAUUGGAUGGAGAAUAUCAUACGCUAACUGACCCAUUAACCAAACUUGGCAUUUGUAUAUUUGUCAACGCCUCAGCGUCAUCCCAUAUGUGGAAAAAAUGUCCUAUUAUAUGCCCAACCCUCAACAUAUUCGGUCUAAGAUCUACAGUACCUAUAGAGUAUAAAGAAAUACUGACUAAAAUUCUAGGCAUGAACAGGAGAGGUGUUACUAAAUUUGUCGAUGGUGGUCACCACGUACAUUCGGAUUCGCCCGAUAUUGUCGCACCCCUAAUUUGUGAUUUUUUAAGUUUAAAAUGUAAUUUGUAAUAUUUCCGGUAUCAAUAAUUUUAU